This is a messenger RNA of Lucilia cuprina (Australian sheep blowfly), 551 nucleotides long. Its product is annotated as lysozyme 1-like. The record is from RefSeq and is a predicted model, not a curated record. NCBI's taxonomy places the organism in Eukaryota, Metazoa, Arthropoda, Insecta, Diptera, Calliphoridae. The transcript has a single exon. The coding region runs from base 54 to 488 and encodes 144 amino acids.
UUGCAGUCAACAGUUGUUGAUCAGACUUUUUAUCAAAAAAAAAACUUUUCAUUAUGAAGAUCUAUCUAGCGUUUUUUCUCACCUUGGCCUGCACUACCUCCUGUUUAGCCAAAAAGUACAAUCGUUGCUCGUUUAUAAGAGAAAUGUCGAGUUUAGGAGUACCAAAGGAUGACUUAGCACGUUGGUCCUGCAUUGCCAGUCAUGAAUCUUCAUUUAAUACCACUGUUAUAACGGAGCAAACCAGUCCAAAGGAUAGCCAAGAUUAUGGUAUUUUUCAAAUUAAUGAUAAAUAUUGGUGUAAACCUUCCAAUGCUCGCUUCAGCUAUAAUAUGUGUCAUGUCAAGUGUAAUGAUUUAUUAAGUGAUGAUAUAAACGCCUCGAUGACUUGUGCUCUUAAAGUAUUGGGACAGCAGGGAUGGUCGGCUUGGCCUUCUUUAAGUAAAUGUGAAGGUGAUUUACCUUAUAUUCCACGCAGAUGUUUAAGUUGAAGUGAAUCGUUAAAUUUAAAAGUUAAAUAAACUAUGAAUGAAUAUUUAAUAAAUAAAACAGUU